AUGCUCAACGCGGCGCUCACCUCCUCGAUGCUGCUGACGGCUGCUCACGCCGCUGCGAAUGUGCUAUACGUCUCGUCGUACAGCGGCAAAGUCACUACUCUUGACUUGAACUCUGCCAGGUCGCCCUCCUGUCGCGUCGCAGAUAACGUUCCCGUGCUAAAGGCCGUCUCCUCGACGGACGGGUGCGCGGUCAGUCCUUCGUGGUUGACGCUUGACCAUGCACACUCGACGCUGUUUUGUAUCGAUGAGGCCCUCCCUUCCGACAAGGGCUCGCUGUCGUCGUUUAAGACGAAUUCCAAUGGGUCUUUGACCACGCUGAACAAGGCUGUUACCUUGGGUGGCCCCGUCAGUGGUGCGUUAUAUGGACCGAAUGGGAGUGCUUUGGCCGUCGCUCACUAUGGUGCCGGUGCCUUGACAACCUGGGACGUCUCCAACCCUUCCAACCUGACGCUUGUGCAAUCGGAACUAUACCACAUGGACAAGCCUGGGCCCAUUGCCGACAGACAAAACGCUCCUCACCCUCACCAAACCUUGUUGGAUCCUACCGGGAAGUUCAUCCUCGUCCCCGACCUGGGCGCCGAUAAAAUCUACGUCUACGCCGUCGCCGCCAACUCUCUGAGAUUGACAGUCCUCCCUCCCAUCGUCGUCAAGGCCGGUAGCGGUCCUCGCCACGUCGCCUUCGCAGUCCGCGACGACAAGACCUUCAUGUAUCUGGUCACCGAGCUCGCGAAUACCAUCAUCGGCUACGAGGUCACUUACCCUGACGGCGGUAUCGAGUUCAAGGAACUCUUCAACAUUGAUUCCCAUGGUGCGGGCAAACCUGUUUCCGAAGCAGUAUAUGCCGCCGAGAUACUCGUGUCUCCUGAUGCCAAGUUUCUGAUUGUUUCCUCCCGCGGCGACAACACCUUCUCCAUCCCCAACUUCGACCGCAAGAACAGCACCAACAUCACCUCCGAUCCGCUCAUCAACUUCUCCAUCGAUGGCGAGACUGGUAGCCUCACACCCAUCCAGGAGGCUCCCUGCGGCGGUCGCUACCCUCGUCAGUUUUCCAUAAACAAGGCUGGUACCCUGGUGGCGGUUGGCCAGCAGAAGGAUGCGCGGGUUGUUCUUAUCAAGCGCGACCCGGAGAGCGGCAAGUUGGGCGACUUUGUGGGCUAUGCUGACGUUGCGGGGGAGAUUACUUCUGUUAUUUUUAACGAGUAG
Messenger RNA from Metarhizium brunneum ARSEF 3297, 1203 nucleotides. The record is from RefSeq and is a predicted model, not a curated record. Lineage: Eukaryota; Fungi; Ascomycota; Sordariomycetes; Hypocreales; Clavicipitaceae.